This is a messenger RNA of Argiope bruennichi, 1041 nucleotides long. Its product is annotated as monocarboxylate transporter 13-like. Gene Ontology annotation, biological process: monocarboxylic acid transport; transmembrane transport. The coding region runs from base 1 to 1041 and encodes 346 amino acids. NCBI's taxonomy places the organism in Eukaryota, Metazoa, Arthropoda, Arachnida, Araneae, Araneidae. Gene Ontology annotation, molecular function: monocarboxylic acid transmembrane transporter activity. The record is from RefSeq and is a predicted model, not a curated record. The transcript has 5 exons.
AUGGGUUAUUUGAUAUACAUGGAUUCAUCACUGACAGUUGCUAAAGACCCCAAUAUCGAUGGUGGUUGGGGAUGGAUGGUAGUUUUCUCUACUUUUAUCAUCCAUGUGAUCACUGAUGGAGUGAUGUAUUCGUUCGGAGUAUUCUACGCACAGUUUCUCGAGUACUUUGAAACCACUGGUGCCUUGGCUUCUCUUGUAAUGUCUAUCUUCGUCGGUUCCUGUUGUGUUGCAGGUCCCAUAGCAAGUGCUUUGAUAAAUAAGUAUGGUUGUAGAAUAGUUAGCAUUCUGGGGACAGUGGUUUCGUGCGCAGGAUUUCUUUUUAGCUUGGUCGCAAGCAGUAUUGAAGUGUUAUUCGUGACAAUUGGAGUAAUUGCUGGUCUUGGAUUUGGAUUGAUAUAUCUCCCCACCAUAGUCAGCGUCGCCUUGCAUUUUAAUCUAAAGCGCUCUAGUGCCAUGGGUAUCUCUAUGGCGGGAUCUGGUAUUGGUUCGAUGUUAUUUGCACCCUUUCUAGAAUGGCUAAUCAAUUAUUACGGCAGCUGGAAAGGGGCACUAAUCAUAACCACAGGACUUACACUCCAUUGCUUAGUGUUCAGUUUCUUCUACCGCGAAUUUGAAGCCGUUGUAGAAAUCCCAAUCCCAAUGGAUAUAGAAGGAGAACCAUCGCUCUCAGAUAUUCAAGAGAUUAUCGAUCCUUAUGGGUUGCCUCCUCUCACCCCAGGAGAAUCAAGCCGGCGGCUGAGCAUAGUUGGUAGUAACAUCAUCUUACGUCGACCAUCUGUUGCCGCAAACCAACCAGGCUUAAUGCAAAAGCCUGAUAUUUUGUACCAUGGCAGUGCAGUACCUGAAACUGAACCAGUCCCGGAAGAUGCCGAACAUUUACCAGUCGUUCCAACGACUGUUCCGUCAGCAAUAAGUUCGCUAACAGCGCAAAGAGAACCUUGCUUGGGUUUCGUAAAAACUCUUCAAGAAAUGUUGAAAGUGUCACUGUUAGGGAAUUAUGUGUUCCUCACAGCGCACAAGGAAGUCUCCUCCUAUCCAUAA